Puntigrus tetrazona (Sumatra barb) is the source of this 1472-nucleotide messenger RNA. RefSeq lists its product as uncharacterized. The coding region runs from base 594 to 1472 and encodes 292 amino acids. The transcript is spliced from 8 exons. Lineage: Eukaryota; Metazoa; Chordata; Actinopteri; Cypriniformes; Cyprinidae. The record is from RefSeq and is a predicted model, not a curated record.
UUGUGAAAGAUUAUGCAUGCAUUUAAUACGGUAAGGGAAAAUCCCCUUUAAAUAGGUCAAAUGACUUGGACUGCGUUUACUCCAACUCUUAACGAACAGAUCCGAUUUUGACAUUAUCUAGUGUUUCUUUGGCCUGCUUGUUUACAUUAACUUUAGACGUGACUGGUAUCAGAUAUCUAUGUUUGCAUUAAUUCAGUGAUAACUUUAUUAUGCACAUGAUAGACCCUCGGAUGUUAAACGGCUGUGCUAUUAAAAUAAUUUAUAUAACUCGCGUUGAGUGGCUGUUACUAUUUCCCAUUUUUGACAACAGCUGUUAUGGAUGUUUUGCAGCACAAAAUCUGACUGAAAGCAUGGUUUUGUUUAUCUACAGCUCGCGGUAUGCACUAGUGAGUAGCCUAUAGUGAAACUUGUUGGUUCAAUUACAAAAAUGACAACAUUAUCACCUCGUGAAGGUGGCAAGGCUACGUUGAAAACCAGCUCCUGAAUGUUGCAUUCUUUAUGGGCAAAAGUGCGACUUCUUUUUUGACACUUCACAUUUUCUUGUGAACACAGAGGACGUGUGUUAAGCCUUAAGACUCAAGUCUCAUGUCAGCAUGAAUCAGCUUUAUAUUUUUUUAUUGGUCCUUUGGUCUGCUGUCAGUUCGUCUGAUGCGUGGGAAGAAUAUGAAAAUACAAAAGAUAUCCCAGAGCCCAUCAUCACAGUGUACAGACAGCAGGAGGACGGGGAGGUUGUGUUUGUGCUGUGCAAGUUCACCUCAGUGCCUGGAAGGAGAUACAGAAGACAGUCUUUUAAGCUGUCUGUGGAGAGUGAACUAAACUACACCAUGGAAACAUUCAGCAACCCUUCUUUAGAUUCUUCAGAGAUGCGUGCGUAUAUGGUCACCGUGAGUCCACCUGCUUCCUUCACCUGUGUGCAUGAGGUCGAUUUUUAUGUAGAUGUCAGGAACGUGAGCAGCCAGGCCUACAAUUACAGUGUUUCAGGAGUAUCUUCGUUAUACGCCUGCUUUUCCUCCUUCAUUGCUGUUGCUCUCUUCAUCAUGACUGCAGCAGUGAUUGUGACCAACAUCAGGAGCAAAACUAAAGACACCGACUCCACAGCAGUUACCGACAAUGACCACGUAGAAGCUGGUGAUGGUGGUGGUAAUGAUGAUGGUGGUGGUGAUGAUUAUGGUUGCGGUGAUGAUGUGGUGGUGAUGGUGGCAAUGAUGAUGGUGAUGGUGAUGGUGAUGGUGGCGGUGAUGAUGUUGAUGGUGGCGGUGAUGAUGUUGAUGGUGGUGAUGGCGGUGAUGAUGAUGUUGGUGGUGGUGAUGAUGGUUGCGAUGAUGGUUAUGAUGGUGGCGAUGAUGGUGAUGAUGGUGGCGGUGAUGAUGAUGUUGGCGGUGGUGAAGAUGAUGAUGAUGAUCGGAGUGGUGUUGGUGGUGAUGAUGAUGGUUGCGGUGAUGAUGAUGAUAGCGGAGUGGUGUUGGCGGUGA